CAUCAUCAAGUAGGCAGGCCUCGCGGACUAGUGGGUUUUUCUGUGUGUGUUCGUUUCUCGUGCCGCGAGUCAGCUGCGUGCAUGCAGCAGCAGCACAGCCAGUGCUUGUUUCCUGUGAGAACGACGGAAACAUUCAGCCGCGGCGCCUCGGCCGACUACCGGCGUUGUGUUGCGAACCGUCUGCUCUUGGCCAUGUCGUCUGCCUGACGCUACGUCGCCCCGUGUCGUCUGCCACGAAUUCGCCGUCGUCCCCACCACGCAGGUGCUACCGGUGAACGAAAAAAAAAGAGAAAGAAGGGAAAGCAGCGAUGCAGUGCGUGCUCAAAGACACGUUCCGACUCUACCCGAACGCCGAGGACGACUACGAUGUGACGCUAUUCGAUAAGUCGCUAGUGUUCGAGCCGUGCGUCAAGGGCAAGGGUUUGCCGCAGUACCGUUCGCGUACCGAGGUGAAGCUCGACGACGUGAUCGGCUGUCAUGUGAUGCGUGUCGCCGAGAACGCCACCGGGCUCAAGAAAACCGUCUCGUAUUUCUGCGUGUACGCGUACCAUCUAAUCCAGAAGAAGAAGAACCUCGGCCACAGGCGCCAGAAAAGGACAUAUGUGUUUACGGUGGAUAAAAGCGACGAGUACGAAGCGAACCUCGCCAUCUCCAGGGUAUGGCAGUCGGCAUUCCUCUGGCUACUCCGAGGCGUCAAGCCCGAGCGAGGUGGCGGCUUUCCAAACCUGCAGCCCGAACCUGAAGGUGGUAGCACCGGGCCGACCUGGUUGCGAAACGACGUAUUCAGUGCCUCGGUGCGCAGGCAGGACGAAAGCGACGACGGCGUGUUCAGGCCGUUGGCGCUGGACUCGCUGCCCAAGGGGCCGCGGGUGCACCGCGAAAGUCGUCGCGCGUUGAACGUUGAGGACUGGUACACUUCGAGCGUCGCGGACACCGCGACCACCGCGGUAACCCUUGUCACCGUGCCGGUCCUCAAUGGCUCGAGCACCGAAAGCCGCCAGCACUCCUGUAGCGCAGCGUACAAAACGUGCUGCACGCAAGUGCGCUUCGCGGACCCGUCUGUCCGGCCCUCCAUGUCGGAAUCGCAGGCCGAGGAUCCGAGCACGAGUCCGGAGAGCCCGGAGUCGGGCCCCUUCCGCGUCGACCACCUCCUGGAGCUCCCCAGCGAACGCACGGCCGUCACCACCGAUUUGCCCAUCGCGACCGAUUCCCCCGCGAUCGGCAGGUCCGCCGCGUCCGACGGCCAGGCGUUCAUCCCAGCCGAGCUGCCCGCGCAGCGACACUACCUGGUCAUCGUGAACCCAAAGAGCGGACCGGGCCGGAGCCUCGAGAUCUUCCUGCACCGGGUGCGACCGAUCCUGGCCGAGGCCGACAUCUCCCACCUGCUGCUCGUCACCGAACGCCGGAACCAUGCGCGGGACUUCAUCAAGAAUCUCCACCUGAACCAGUGGAGUGGCAUUAUCAUCAUUUCCGGCGACGGGCUGCUCUACGAGGUGUACAACGGCCUCAUGGAGCGACCCGACUGGGAGCUGGCCAUCAAGAUACCCAUCGGCAUGAUCCCCGGUGGAUCGGGAAACGGCCUGGCUCGUACCAUCAGCCACGCCGCCAAUGAACCCUACGUGAGCGAUCCGAUUCUGGCGUCGACGCUGGGCAUCGCCAAGGGACGGGUGGCCCCUCUGGACCUGAUGAAGGUGGAGACUCCGUCGGGACCCCUCUACUCGUUCCUGAACGUCGGCUGGGGCAUCAUGGCCGACAUCGACAUCGAGUCCGAGAAGCUGCGUGCCAUCGGAGAGAUACGCUUCACCCUGUGGGCCUUCUGGAGGGUCUUCAACCUGCGUACGUACCACGGCCGGAUAUCGUACCUGCCCGCCACCGAGAAGAUGAAGGGCGGCAACGGAGUCAUCUCGCGGCUGGUGACGUCAUCGUCGGCGCGCAACGGGCCCUCGUUGUCACCUCUGCCCCGCAACCAGUCGUCGGGCACCGACCUCGGCGAACUGUGCGGCCAGAACGGCAGCGCGAGGACAUUUCACAGGUCUGAUAGCGCUCCGGAAGGCCACCGCAUGGGCGAUUGCGGGACGUCACAGGACGAAGGGAACGAGAGCGGCCUGGAGAGGGCUACGGAGCACGCCGUGCAGGGUGGCACCGAGGACCACGUGACUCCUCUCACGGGCGAGGAGCUGCCGCCCGAGCUCGAACUGGUCGCCGAUUCGAGCGUCGAGCGCGUGCCGGGGCCCAAGCCGCAGGAACCCGCGCUUUCGGCGCCCGAGUGGUUCCCGGCGCUGACGGACCCGGUGCCGGACGACUGGACCGUGGAGGAGGGGCGCUUCAUCAUCUGCUACUCGAGCACGGUCAGCCACCUGGGCACCAACCUGUUCAUCGCGCCCGAGUCCCGGCUGGACGACGGCAUCGCGUGGCUGCUCAUCAUCCGGGGUGAGGUGACCCGCUUCCAGGUGCUCAGCUACUUCAAGGCCCAGGAGGCCGGCCAGCACGUGGACCUGCCCUUCGUGCGCCUCAUACCGGUGCGGGCGUUCCGCCUGGAGACCUUCUCCGACUGCACCAUAACCGUGGACGGCGAGGUCGUCAAGACGAGGAUUCUGCAGGCCCGGGUGCUGCCUUCUCUGGGACGAAUUCUGACUUUCUAGGAUUGUACGAGACGGCGCGAUUUUUUGAUGCAUCGCCAACAGGGACAGAUGUGGGGAAGCGCGCGAGAAUUGUUUUCAUCUGCCAAGGUUCGGCGGUAUAGUCUUUUUUUGGAACAGGUUCUCGAGAGCCAGUCAUGUCCGGCGGCGUGCGAGCUAAGUUCAAGUUGACCAGCUAUUGACUCAACUGCCUGCUCUGGUGCGUUCCCGAGUCCCGUGGCAAGUACAAGAACUGUGUGUGCGCGCCUCGUGAACAUUUGUGUGCAGUUUGCUUAGGAGUGCGGAUCGUUCCACGACGGAAGGAAACGGACGUUUGUCUACAUAGGUGCGGAUCCUACAAUCUUCAUUCCACGGGCAAGGAUCAAAUGUAGAUUGUGAUGUUUUAGUCCCUGCUGAACCUUGACGUCACGGUACAUGACGCGGGAACGGCACGGUCUCAAUGAUUUGAUAUUUACCUUUGUUUUGCUGCGGAUUUGGUUGACUAGGUAUAGCAUUCCCUCCCUACCCCAAAUUAUUUUUCACCUUUGUUCUUGCGGUUUUUUCCCACUGCCGAGACGUCCUUGCUAUCUCGGAAAUUUCGUCGUAAUGUUCGAGCCUCUAAUCCCCGGGACUGUGAUGGCCCAACGAUCCUCCGAGUCUUCCACUAUGCCUGUACUGGGGUUUGUGCUCAUAAUUCUUGUACUACGAGGCUGUGUUUGCCAGCGAACAUGCGCCCUGUAGAAGUAUCGCUGCAGCUGGCAACUCAAUUGCGUACUGUCUCGCUUAUUGUCACGGUGUCUCAAAACAUGCGAGCAAUGCGUUUCGUGGGUCGGUCUCUUAUCUCUUCGACUUCUAACCUACGGGUAUAUUGCCCAUUGUCGUUAGCAGCUGUCUGGUUCGUGCACUGACCUUCAGCUAUCCAUGUCAGUGGACAACGGUUUUCUUUCCCCAAAACUGUAGGAAAAUGAACACGGCUCGAAGAAACCGGCAGAGUGCUCAAAACCCGCUAACAGUUGCACCGGUCUCAGUUAUUCGCACUCGCGAAGCCUUGCGCGUGCUACUGACUUCGCAGUCAGUUUGGCAGACAUCGAGUAUAAUGCGAGGGUGUCCUAGGAAGCUGCCGUCGGACGGCGCUAGUAGAUAGAAGCGACUCGGAACAUAGCCUCCGAGAUCGCGCGGUGAUCUCGGAGGCUAUGUUUAGACGCGGCAAGCUUCUCUUGACACCAUGCACGUGACGACGCUUCGUCGCAGUCGCGAGAUGCGUCUGUGCAAAACUGGGCUGUUGGUGCUGCAAUACUUGUAUGUGUGUGCGUACGUGUGUUGUUUAAUUUUGCGCCGAGAUGGCGCUACGAAGGGUACGACGGCUACCUCGACCUACAGCUGCGACUGUCGGACGUUCUUUUCGAUGAUCCUCCGCAAUUGGGUGUGGUGAAAGCUGACGGAUUGCGAAAAACUACCCCCCUCUUUUUUUUCUUGGCGUGUGUGAGUGUGUUAAUGGUUUUGUGUGAAGGACAUCACGUGACCGCGGGAAUGUUGAUGGACGAGAAACGGUAACUUGCUUGACAGCGAAGUCACGUGGUACUGUGGUGGGGCGCGGUCGAUGUGUAUAUCGGCACUGACGCUUGUCUCGACAAAGGUGUAUUCUAAGGUAAGAUAUUUUUUCCGAGUAAAUGAGAAGUGUCGUCAGGGGCAUUCGUGCGAAACUGCGCCCUGCGUGACGAACUGAGAAUAAUCGAGACACUGCUGUAGCUCCUGGUUAUGUGCAUAUAUUAGAUUAAACGCAGUGACUGUCUCUCCUCCAUCUCCAAAUACAAAGGUGCCUUCUCGACCGUUGGUCUUCGAUCUUCCCGUAUUGUCCCUCAUGAGCAGCUGUACAUGUAAGGACGAAAUAAAUCGACUGAACAAUA
Dermacentor albipictus is the source of this 4525-nucleotide messenger RNA. Its product is annotated as sphingosine kinase 1-like. The record is from RefSeq and is a predicted model, not a curated record. NCBI's taxonomy places the organism in Eukaryota, Metazoa, Arthropoda, Arachnida, Ixodida, Ixodidae. Gene Ontology annotation, cellular component: cytoplasm; intracellular membrane-bounded organelle; membrane. Gene Ontology annotation, biological process: phosphorylation; sphingosine biosynthetic process.